CCACUUAACCGAUUUACUAAACGUUCCUCUCUAUUGUGUUGUCAGCUUCUGUGAAGAUAGUAGUUCGACAUGUUCUGUUUUAUGAGCCGUUUAUUCCUCUUGAUAUUUGUUGUUAGCUUCACAAACAGCCAAUCCGAUGUACCACUAACCACAAAUAGAGGACCCAUAAUUGGAAUUCGCUUUUCCCCUAACCCCGACACUGAUGUUUCUUACGAUGCCUUCCUAGGGAUACCCUACGGUCAAAUACCAGCGAGAUUCCAGCGGGCCACUCCCAGGAAACCCUGGAGUAACGCUAAGAAAACACAGACGGAUGGGCCCGCAUGUCCGCAACCCUUCGUACCUUUUAGUGAGGACUGCCUCUACAUGAACGUCUUUACUCCAGUAAACGCAUCUUCCACUCCCUCCAAGUAUCCUGUGAUGGCCUUUGUUCAUGGGAGUGCCUUUACAGCAUCUUCCAGCAGUUCACUGCUUUAUGGUCCUGACUUUCUGGUUCCUGAAAAUGUGAUUCUCGUCACUUUCAAUUACAGGCUGGGAGCUGCCGGUUUUCUGACCCUAGGCUCCAAGGUAGCUCCAGGAAACCUAGGAUUGACAGACACUCUCCUUGCUCUACAGUGGAUACAAGAAGAGAUCUCAUUAUUUGGUGGUGACCCUGCACACGUCACUUUGUUCGGUCAAAGUGCAGGGAGUGCCAUAGUAACCUCACACUACCUUUCCCCUCUCUCCACAGAUCUCUUCGUGAAUGCGAUUGCCCAGAGUGGAUCAGUUCUGUCGGAUUGGGCACUAAUAUCAGUUGCUGAGGGCACCCGAAGGGCUAAGGUGCUAGCCCAAGGGCUUGGUUGUAAUGUCACCGAGGACGACUCGACUUUACUGUCCUGCCUACAGAAGGCUGAUAUCAACGAUGUAGUCGGUAACCAAUCCAUCGUACUUCCUUUAGAGGACAUGAUCUCUGGCAGCGGAGGGCUUCGUUUUGUCCCAGUUUUAGACUCAUAUCUUACGGCUGAACUGCCAUUCUUCAACGAUACCCUGGAAGGACUGAUGGCCGAGGCGCUGGUUCGAGGAAAAGCCCUCAUGACCGGGAUAACUAUGGACGAUGGAAUUGUCAAAUUUGCAACGGAUGACUCCUGGAAACAAGGUGAGAGCAAUUUGGGAGACUUUGUCCCUCGCAGAGCCCGAGAUGUGGUUAGUGUCUCUAGGCGUCAAGUGAUGGGGCAGGAAAUACAUGACCGGUAUUUUCCAGACACAUUCGACCAGAACAAGUUCCUCUGUCUGCUCAGAUUGAACACUGACACGUUAUUUUCUUAUCCUGCUGCGAAGAUGUCUACUUACUUCGCAAACCUGACGUAUGGGUAUUUGUACAAUUACUACGGCUCUUGGUCCAGACCCAGUACGUUUCCUUACAAAGUCAAGACUGUGUAUCACGGUGCAGAACUACCUUACAUCUUCUACUUCAGUAAAGUGAGUCUUCCGUUGGACACCUGCUCACUCAACACGGCCAAUGUCGCUAUGAAAAACCAAAUGGUCAACUGGUGGACUACCUUUGCCAAGUUUGGGAGUCCAGGUUCUCAAUGGGGGACCGUAUCAACCACGGGGUACAUGGUCAUCGACUCGACCAAUAGUGUUAUGAAUAGUUCAACUUUCAACAGUAAAUACUUUGAGUUCUGGAACGCAAUGGAAAAGUCAGACGGCUUAGUCCUGAGGGUCGACAUAGUCAUUCUAUUCCUCGUCGUCAUCUCAACAGCUUUAUUCUUAUAUACUUAGAUGCUUCUAAACUAAGUAUAGUUUUAAAAUUUGACCUGUUUUGAUCCAAUUUUUUUGUUGGGAUUUAAAACUAAAUGUAAUAUAAACACUGACUUAUUCCUUAAAUGAAUAAUAAAAUUGACUUUUAUAGA
Molecule: messenger RNA, 1889 nt
Organism: Homalodisca vitripennis (glassy-winged sharpshooter)
Lineage: Eukaryota; Metazoa; Arthropoda; Insecta; Hemiptera; Cicadellidae
Product: acetylcholinesterase-like
Exons: 10
Coding region: 70-1758 (562 amino acids)
Source: RefSeq, a predicted model, not a curated record